AUGUAAUAAACUAAUAUACAUCCAUAAGUACUAUUAAGCAUUUCCUCAUAAAUAUUGACUAACAAAGUCAAUUUCCCUAAUAAAACUAUUCAUGCUGGUAUAUUACUGGGUUUUUACAAUUCCAAGAUUAAUAAGACUGAUAUCUUGGAUUCCUUUGAGAUUAGUUAUUCAGGUUAAGAUGAAUUAACUCAUUUGGAAAUUGAAUUUUUUAAGGAAAGAUAAUAAUUACGUUUAAAAGGAGAUAAAUGGAAUCUCUUUAAAAAAUUUGGAUAUUGUAGGUUUAAUUAAUAAUAGAUAUAAUAGGAUGGUAUAUUACAGAUAAUAAUCAAAAUAAUUAUUUAAAAUUACAUACAUAAUUAUAAAAUUUAGUCGAAGCAGAUAUAUGAGAAAAUUAAACAUCUUUCUUUAAAUAUUUAUUAUGCUUUGAUCCAUUUAGUACUUAAACAAAUUUAUUUGAACUUGAGAAUAAUAAAAUGUAAAUAUCCUAAAGUAAGAUUGAACCCCAAUCAGAAGAGAUGAUAGGAAUAACAUCAUUGUUUUCAUAACAGAAAUCAUAAUCUAAUAAAAAUUUUGAUUUAAGAGUUAAUUCAUAACUUUAAAUAAUUACUUUCUUAGAAGUAUUAUAAUAAUUAGAUGAUCCAUAAAUUAUAAAUGAUCCUUUAGCUUUAUAAAAGAUAAAUGAAGUGUUGAUUUCAUUUCCUUAGAUUCAUCAAUAAAAUAUUGAAUAGGAUUACUUUAAGCUAUUAAUAAUUAGUUACUAUUGUGCUAUUUUAAAGUUAGAUGUAUAAAGAAAUAAAUAAUAAAAUUGA
Molecule: messenger RNA, 809 nt
Organism: Paramecium primaurelia
Lineage: Eukaryota; Ciliophora; Oligohymenophorea; Peniculida; Parameciidae
Source: the annotation of a GenBank genome assembly